UUCUGCACGUAUGCCUAAUCGGAGCUGUUGCAGUGAAGAUCUGGAAAGUCCACCGCGGUUGUCUGCUCGAAGUUAUACUGAAGCCAGCAGAAAUGAUGAAUGGAUUCAGCAUCAACAAAAUGCAACCGAGGUCUCAGACAGAAGGAUUUCACAAACUCAAACACUCUUCACCAAAAUCAAACUCAAAAAUGAACUCUUCCUACAAAGAAAACAGCCACUUUUACAAUUCAGAUUUAUCCCUGAACAAUGGGUCCAUGGGUCUGCAGUCUCCAAUUAGGAGUAGGACCAAUACCCCGAAUUCAAGUUUUUUAUCCUCGAGUUUUCUGAAUGCAGUCCCGAGUAGCGGAAGUUUUGUCAGAAGGAAACUGGGACCAGAGGCGGGAAACCCACUUCCUCGAGUGACAAGGGUUCACCCUCAUGUGGCAAGUCCUGCUAGUGUUGACAGACCCAGUGUGACCGCACCCUAUUCAGGGAGAUCUACAUUAUUCGAGUCUGUAUGUUCGCCGGUGCCGGAGACAACAUACCCGGGGCUAGGUGUACCCACAGUGCAUCUGAAGCCAUAUCAGAAGCCACUGUUAAACUUGAGCCGUGUAGCCGAGAUGAAUGAGAAGAGGUGCACUGUGAGGAUAGCUAGCCCCAAUCCCGGGGUUUCUCCAUGGAGUCAUUCUAUACUCCAGAGUCCUGACGGCAGUAAGAAGCCUAACCCAUGUGAUGCCCAGACUAUCAUAGCUGCACUCAAAGAAUCUCAGAAAAGAAAAAGAAAAAUUGUCACUGAGGAAGAACUGAACACCACUAUUUCAACACCAGAGAAAGCCAGUAAAAAGAGGAAACAGAUGAAAAUGACAGAGAAAAGUCCAGAGACCCACAUGCCAGCUUUUCCAAAUGGAGAACUGGGCAUAAACUUUUCCCCCAAAAGGAUAUCCUCCUUAAAAAGACCCGCACUGUCGUCUGCUGGACAGGAUAAUCGGGAGUAUCAUAUAAAACACAGCUCGGCAAAAAGAGCCAAAAGCAACAAAAACAAUCCCAUUCUCAGUUCAUUGAGCUCAUCUAAAAGAUGGAUUCAGAAACAGAAGCUCAAAGAAAAGAAGAGGAAAUCUGUAUCCAGUCACAGCAGGGCCAGCACUCCGGCCAGCUUGGACAGAAGUUCUAAAGACUCGGACAGUGCAAUAGGAGAUAGCAAUAGGAGUAGCCCAAGUAGAGAAGAAGCAACAGCAAAUAAAAAUGAUGAAGCCCCUGCCUCAAAGGAGAGCCAAUCAGAACAUGACGAGGUCUCCAACACUAUGUCUACUCCAAAGAGAAAUUUAUUUCCGCAGAAAACGAUAGGUUCAGCAAAACGAAGAAUGGGGCAGAUACAUAUCGCACCAGAUAUGCUCAAUAAACAGAAACAGGUAGAACCAUACUUUAUACCCUCUCCAGAAGAUUAUGAAAAAGAUCGUGAGAUGGCAGAGAAGAGAUUGGAUCAUAUGUUAGCCAUGGUGGACAAAGGGUUGCAGGAGAAGAAAGAUAAACAGAAGUUACAACAGGCAAGUGAAACAUCUUUGGCCAGUCAAAGCAGCACUCUGUCCACUGUGACCACAUCGAUAUCGGUCAGUAACAUUUCCCUGCCCACAACAGCAGCAACAACAACUGUAAGUGGUGGAUUUUCUUUAAAUCUGCCAUCUUCAAGUUCCAACGCUUCAUUGUCAUCAACAAUGGGUACGACAACUGUAUCAACAACAGCAGGAACAACAACUACUUCUGCCACAGGUUUUAGUUUGACAUUGCCUACUCCUGUCAGUAAGAGCACAGGUUUGAGCAGCUUGCCCACGACAAGUCAAUCCAAGACUUCAGGGUCAGAGACUGUUGCCCAUGCAACUGCAGUAGCACCUGGUGGCUUGCAGUUUGGUGCAGCCGCAUCAGAUAAGGCAAACAAAAAUGUAGGUGGAGACACUAAACAGGAAAAUACCAGUUCUCAGUCAUCUGCUCAGUCACAGUUUUCAUUUAAGCCAGCAUUCCCUGUUGUAUCGGCCACUCCCACGGUAACAUCAGCACAGUCCUCCUCCAUAGGUGGCAGCACAAGCUCCACUCCAAGUACAACCUUCCACAACACCUAG
Messenger RNA from Lingula anatina, 2093 nucleotides. RefSeq lists its product as uncharacterized. NCBI's taxonomy places the organism in Eukaryota, Metazoa, Brachiopoda, Lingulata, Lingulida, Lingulidae. The record is from RefSeq and is a predicted model, not a curated record.